AUGCAGGGAUUCAACAAAUACUAUCCUCCAGACUAUGACCCGGAGAAGCAUAAAAACUUGAAUGCAUAUCAUGGGAAGCAUGCUUUGGGAGAUCGGGCAAGGAAGAUUGAUAAAGGCAUCCUUGUCACCCGGUUCGAGUUACCUUUCAACAUAUGGUGUAGCACUUGCAACGCCCACAUCGGCAUGGGAGUACGGUACAAUGCAGAGAAACGCAAGGUUGGGAACUACUAUAGCACUCCGAUCUACGCCUUCCGGUGUAAAUGCCACCUCUGCGGUGGGUGGUUCGAGAUCCGCACCGAUCCCCAGCACACGCGGUAUGUCGUCGAGUCCGGGGCGAGGCAGAAGGACGAGGAAUGGGACCCUGCUGCAGCGGGAGGGUAUGCGGUCCAUGACCCGGAGGCUGCGGGGGAGGCAGACCCACUUGCUGCUUUGGAGAAGACGACAAGCGCACUGAAGAGGAUCGACCAGGUUGAGCGGCCGAGGAUCGACAGCCUUCAGGAGCUGAGCGAACGCCGGACUGCCGACCCGUACACUGUUAGCUCAAAGCUGCGCAAGACGUUUAGGGAGGAGAAGAAGCUGCUGGAGGCGCAGCGCCUUGCGGACGAGGGGUUGAAAGACAAGUACGGGCUGAACGAGGAGAUCAAGUUG
Messenger RNA from Dacryopinax primogenitus, 648 nucleotides. RefSeq names its product DUF572-domain-containing protein. Gene Ontology annotation, cellular component: U2-type spliceosomal complex; post-mRNA release spliceosomal complex. The record is from RefSeq and is a predicted model, not a curated record. NCBI's taxonomy places the organism in Eukaryota, Fungi, Basidiomycota, Dacrymycetes, Dacrymycetales, Dacrymycetaceae. Gene Ontology annotation, biological process: mRNA splicing, via spliceosome. The transcript has 2 exons. The annotation marks the transcript as partial.